This is a messenger RNA of Penicillium diatomitis, 1911 nucleotides long. RefSeq names its product dynamin family protein. The transcript has a single exon. The coding region runs from base 1 to 1911 and encodes 636 amino acids. The record is from RefSeq and is a predicted model, not a curated record. Lineage: Eukaryota; Fungi; Ascomycota; Eurotiomycetes; Eurotiales; Aspergillaceae. Gene Ontology annotation, molecular function: microtubule binding; GTP binding; GTPase activity. Gene Ontology annotation, cellular component: microtubule; membrane; cytoplasm.
AUGGUUCUGCGAAACUUCCAGACGGAUGUCCUACAGGAUCUAUGUUCUGCGGAACAGCUGGAUCUUCUCAAUUCGAUCGAUACUCUCCGCUCCCAGGGCAUAAGCCACUAUAUCUCCCUGCCACAGAUCAUAGUCUGUGGUGAUCAGUCAUCGGGAAAGAGCUCUGUUCUCGAGGCUAUAUCGGGUGUUGGAUUUCCAGUCAAAAGCAACCUUUGCACUCGGUUUCCUACUGAGCUCGUCCUUCGAAAGCAUACCCAUGUGGGUGUCCGUGUAUCUAUCGUGCCGCACCACUCUCGCAGCGAUUUUGAGCAACGAUCGCUUAGCGAUUUCUGCGAACAGCUAGAUAGCUUCGAAGGGUUACCCAUCCUGAUUGAGAAGGCCAAAGGAGCCAUGGGAAUAACGACCCACGGAAAAGCCUUCUCCAACGACCUCUUGAGGAUCGAGGUGUCGGGGCCAGACCGCCCACAUCUGACCAUCGUGGACCUCCCCGGGCUAAUCCAUUCGGAAACCAAACAACAAUCGGCGAGGGAUGUUCAGCUUGUCCAGGACGUGGUUCAGUCCUACAUGAAGGAGCCGCGCAGCGUUAUCCUGGCCGUUGUGUCUGCCAAGAAUGACUUUGCGAAUCAAAUCGUUCUGAAGCUGGCUCGAGAGGCUGACCCAUUCGGGAAAAGGACGCUUGGCAUCAUAACAAAACCUGACACUCUGGCAGCCGGGUCCGAGAGUGAAGCGAUGUUUGUGUCAUUGGCGAAGAAUCUGGAUGUGGAGUUCCGGCUGGGGUGGCACGUCCUGAAGAACAUGGACAUGGAUAAAGGCCAAUGGACCCUGGAGCAGCGCGAUGUCGAGGAAGCCAAUUUCUUUUCGCAAAGUAUAUGGAAAGACUUGCCGACCUCAAUAGUUGGCAUCGAAAGCCUACGAACGCGAUUGAGUAAGGUGCUGCUUUCACAGAUCGCUACCGAGCUACCAAGCUUGAUCAGAGAGAUCGAAGACAAAGUGGACCAGUGCAGAUCUCGGCUUCAAAGACUUGGUGAACCACGGAUUACCAUUGACGAGCAGAGGUCGUAUCUUCUGAAUAUCAGUCAGUCAAUCCAGGAGCUUGUGAAAGCGGCUAUUGAUGGGACAUACAACGAUCCCUUCUUCGGGGAUGCCCGCUCGACCAACGGGUAUCAUAAGAGAAUACGAGCCAUCGUGCAAAAUUUCAACGAAGAAUUUGCUGACCGAAUCGGCCGACAGGGCCAUUAUCGACGUAUCUGUGAGCACACCGACGAACAGACGCCCGACCAGCACCAGCUCCGUGUUACCAGAGAAGAUUAUAUCAAGCACAUCUGCCAUCUUCUCAAAAGAACAAGGGGUCGCGAGCUGCCGGGGACAUUCAACCCCAUGAUCGUUCGUGACCUGUUCUUGGAACAGUGCUCUCCGUGGGAAAGACUGACCCGUGGCCACACGGACGGUGUGUGGGCUGCUGCCAGAGAGUUUCUCGCGCUUGUGGUCAAACAUGUCACUGACGAAGCAACGUCAGAGGCAUUAAUUGAUGAGAUCAUAAUCCCAGCUUGUGACUCUAUUAAAACCGAGAUGAAUGCCAAGACCGAAGAGCUGCUGAUGCCGCACCAGAAGGGUCAUCCCAUUACUUACAAUCAUUACUUCACGGAAACGCUGCAGAAGAUCCGGGCCGCACGCCAGGAAGAUGAGAUAUCCAAAAUUCUACAGCAAUUCUUUGGGGUUGAUUGUUUGAAGGAUCCUUAUUACUCUACCCAUGCCAUAAAUCUUGAGCAACUUGCCAAAACGCUCCAUCAACAUUCGGAACCAGACAUGGUGCGUUAUGCGUCUAUUGAAGCAUUGGACUGUAUGCUAGCCUACUACAAGGUGACUCUCCGCCCGUAUCCUAGCGACCUUUGUGGAUCUGACAGAAAAUAG